AUAACAACUCCGAUUACCAAAACAACAGUCAUCGAUAGCUUCAGCAAGCAGAAACAAAUUAUUUAGCUUAGAAAAUCCCCAACAAAUAAAGUCAGCAGUAAAAUGAAAUUCCGCUUCUGCGGCGAAGGCGAUUGUCCCGAUUGGGUCUUGGCAGAGAUCAUAUCAACACUCUCCAACUUGAGCAUUGAAAACUUGGAACAACUUAGCGAUUUAGUGGCCCAACGGAUUUGUGGACAGGCAUUUGAGGAGGCUAAAAUAAAAUCGCUCACAUCCACUUUAACUAACGAGGGUAAAACCGCCGUGGCAUGCAUCAAUUUUAUGCUGACCAGCGCAGCUCGCUACAGCUGCACCGAAAGCAUUUUUGGCGAGGAGAUCCAACAACUGGGACUGCCCAAGGACCACGCCGCUGUCAUGUGCAGAGUCCUCCAGAAGCAUUCCGCCGCCAUACGGCAAACACUUAUAAGCAAAUCUUUCAGAAUUAACGAACUGAAGAGCGUCCGUGACAUAUCUACGCCUGGACAAACGCCUCCAAACUACGCCACCUUGGAACUUAAGAUCUCGCAAGAACUGGUCGAUGGCCUGCCGAAGGAUACCACCCACGUUCUCAACAUAGAUCGCGCCCAAAUGAAGGCUCUGCUGGCGGAGCUGAAAUUGGCACGUGAUGUUAUGCAAAAAUAUGAAAAUAAACCAGAUUCCUAAACAUACGAAGUAAACUAUUAAAAAACU
Molecule: messenger RNA, 726 nt
Organism: Drosophila erecta
Lineage: Eukaryota; Metazoa; Arthropoda; Insecta; Diptera; Drosophilidae
Product: COMM domain-containing protein 4
Exons: 4
Coding region: 103-699 (198 amino acids)
Source: RefSeq, a predicted model, not a curated record